Molecule: messenger RNA, 1218 nt
Organism: Maudiozyma barnettii
Lineage: Eukaryota; Fungi; Ascomycota; Saccharomycetes; Saccharomycetales; Saccharomycetaceae
Gene: GIC1
Product: Gic1p
Exons: 1
Coding region: 1-1218 (405 amino acids)
Source: RefSeq, a predicted model, not a curated record
AUGUCAGUAAAUGUUCUGCCUCAAAUGAAAUCCAUUUGGAUUGACGAAGACCAAGAAGCUGAAAAGCUAUACGGCAUUCAGGCUCAACAAUUGAUGGAUUCAGGUAGUGAUUAUGAUGAUGAAGAUGGAGAAUAUCAUGGGAUUCCAGAUUUAAUGUUAAUCAACAGCGAUAAACCAAUCCUAAAUAAUAAAAAAAAUAUUGAAUUAUCUGGUUUGAAAAAUGCGUCAAGUCCAACUAAAUAUCAGUCUCAUGCUACUGAAAAGUCUAGUACUAAUAAAAAAUCAUCUAGUUCGAAGAAAUUUUUCAAAAAAUUAUUUAAUUCAAGUAGUUUCAAACAAGAAUCAAGUAUGAAGAAAAGAAACAUUUCUACGCCUUAUCAUUUUCAACAUAUCUCUCAUGCAGGUGGUAUGGAUGACGAUGACAAUUCAAAAGAAGAAAUUGAGGAGCAAUCAGUAGGAGUCGAAAGAUCGUUUGAUCCAAAGGCCAAACAAUUAAGUAGUAUCUUUGUUACUGAAUCCAUCCCACAUGCUAAAUGUGACAGUCAUCUAUUUCAACAACAUAAUCGUCGUCGUAGUAACAGUAAUAAUAUUAAGAGAUCAUCUUAUUCAUCAUCGAUUUAUUCAUCUACUACAAAUUCAACUAAAGGUGAUCGUAUCAAAUCUUCUUCAACUAUGGCUACAACUAUACUGGAUAGAUUCCCAACUAAUUCUAAAAAUGGACUAUCAUCUCGUAGCAAUAAUAAUAGUUUGAAAUCCAAUGGUUACAACAAAAUAUCUAACGAUACUAUUAGACCUGUUUCGGAAGCGAGUCAAGAAGAUUCGAUUCAAUUCCUGAAAGAUUAUAGUUUUCCGACUUUGUUAGAAGAUAAACUUAUUAAUGAUUUUGAUAGUCAUUCAAUGGCAAUGUCAUUUUUAGAUACACCAAAAGAAAUUUUGACAUUAAUGCCUCAACAACUACCUCCAAUGCAUUCCCCUUCGUUAUCAAUUGACUCUAAAGUUUCUUCUAUUAUAGAUACCCCAUUGACUCAAAUUAAAAGGAGAAAUUCUUUACCAUUAGCUCAUUCUUUAUCAACACCCGAAUUGGAAAACAUGUUAUUUAAAGAUAACUCACCAAAGAGUGCAAAAAGAGUAUCUCUUGGCGAUGUUAUCAUGUAUUACAAUCAAAGUAGUACAUCUACUGAAUCACCAUCAACUUUUGCAUCUCCAGACUUACAUUAA